AUGAGUGCAUCAGACGGCACGUUGGUGGUGGGAGUCGACGUUGGAGGUACCAACACUGACAGCGUGCUCUUGGAUGUCUCAAAGUCCAGCACGGAUGCUGUUGUCGCAUCUCACAAAGCCCCAACAACGUCAAACGUAACUCACUCCGUCCAGGCCACCUUGAAAGCUCUGCUGGACAAGUCAACCGCAGACCCCGCCAACAUCACUGCGCUCGCCAUCGGCACGACGCACUUCCUCAAUGCCAUCAUUGAAAGAGACACAUCUCGGGUGGAAAAGAUUGCUGUCCUCCGCUUGGCAUCUCACAACUUUUCAACAGGCACUCCACCUUUUGCGGACUGGCCCUCGGCAUUGAAGCGCAUCAUCAACGGUCACUCGGCCAUCAUCCCCGGCGGCUGCAACAUUGACGGCACUCUCAUCGGGCCCAUCGACGAGGAGUCUAUUCGCGAGCAGGCGAGGCAGAUCAAGUCCAAGGGGCUCAAGAACGUUGCAGUCAUCGGCAUCGGAUGCAGUACCGACAAGGACUACCACCAGGAGGAUGAGGUCCGCAAGAUCCUGCUUAGCGAGCUGGGCGAAAAUGUCAAUAUCGUCCUCUCGCACAACAUCGCCGGACCGGGACUCCUCGCCCGCGAGAAUGCGACGAUUCUCAACGCCUCGAUUCUAAACUUUGCGCAGCGCACCAUCAGAGCCUUCAUCGGCGCCAUGCGACGCAUCGGUCUCCAGUGCCCGCUGUACUUGACCUCCAAUGCCGGCCACCUUCUGCCCUUCUCAGAAGCCAUGCAGGCCCCCAUCAGGAUCUUCUCCUCGGGUGCAACAAAUUCCAUUCGAGGCGCUGCGUUCCUCGCCAGGGAUUCGAUAGACAAGUCAGGGAGCAUCGUCGUGGACAUUGGCGGCACCACGUCCGACGUCGGAUACCUGCUGAGCAACGGAUACCCUAGAUUGUCCAAGAGCUAUACGGCACUGGCCGGCGUCAAGGUGAAUCUGGAGAUGCCUUCCGUCGAGAGCAUCGGUCUGGGAGGAGGCUCUAUUCUCCAUAGCGCGGACGACGGCUCCGUAGCUGUUGGGCCUGAUAGCGUAGGCCACGACCUUAUUACCAAGGCCCUGUCCUUCGGAGGCGAUACCACAACCGCUACGGAUGUCGCAGUCGCGUCAGGUGCUAAGAUUGGCACCACGGCUGUGUCUCUGGCGAGCGACGUUGUCGAAAAGGGCAAGGCGCGUAUCCGCAAGAUGCUCGAGGCCGUCAUUGAUCGCGCGAAGUUGUCUCCCGAACCAUGCACAGUCAUCCUCGUCGGCGGUGGCUCGAUUCUCUGCCCUUCGGAGCUCACAGGCGUCAGCAAGGUCGUAGUCCCUGAACACGCCGGUGUCGCGAAUGCGAUCGGCGCAUCUAUUGCCAAGAUUUACGGCUCCGCUGAGACGAUUAUCCACGGCUCAGACAUCCAAGGGGGCAUCACAGAAGUCAAAGCCCGGGCUAUCCAGAACGCAGUCGCCAAGGGCGGUGAUGAGAGCUCCGUGACUGUCCUUCACGAGGAGAUUGCGGGUGUUCCUUACGUCGAGAACCAGACGUCCAUCAAGAUUGAAGUUGCGCUGCCGGCAGACCAUAAGCGCGUGUACUCGGAGAUGGUGAAGACGGCCGCGCCUGACCAGCUGGUCGACGAGGAGAUGUUUGAGGAGACCAAAAAGCACGAAGCCGAGGACGCGGAGGAUCACCCGGAAGACGAGGUCGUUGACCUUAAGAGCUACAAGCCCAAGGUCGAAUCCAACGGCUUGUGGACGCUCUCCGAGACUGAUCUCAGGUUCUUGUCCAUCGGGUGUUACAUCCUAGGCUGUGGCGGUGGUGGUUCUCCCUACGCCCCAUACUUGCAGCUGAAGCAGUUGUUGGCCGAGGGCGAAUCGAUGAAGAUUAUUCGGAUCGAGGACCUCAAGGACGACGAGAUGAUGCCGCCGGUCGCUAGCGUUGGCACGCCUGCCGUAAGUAUCGAGCGGCCGGGUGGUGACGGAGUAUGGCACGCGAUGCAAGAGAUGGAGAAAGAGAUGAAGACCAAGUUCGAGAGGCUCAUCGCCACGGAAAUUGGCGGCGCCAACGGAGUCGCCACACUCAUCUGGGGAAGCUCGCGCUACUACGACAUCCCGACCGUCGACGGUGACAUGAUGGGACGCGCAUACCCCCAGUUCGAAAUGGUCUCGCAGUACAUCCACGCCAAAUCCGUCAACGAGCUCCUUCCCGUAACCCUUUGCAGCGGCACCGGCCACAAUGUCGUCAUCCCAGCUACCCAGACGGACGAGACCUCGGCCGGCAUCGCCAUCCGCGACGCCUGCGUGGCCAUGGGCUCCGCCGCGGGCGCCGCGGGACGUCCGAUCCCGGGUAAGCUGAUGCGCGAGGUGGGUAUUCCCAACACGUACUCGCUCGCGUGGCGCCUGGGUCGUGUGGUGGCGUUGGCGCAGCAGGCUGGUACGGUGUCGACUGUCACGAAGGACAUCAUCGAGGCCGCGGGAGGGCCGGGAAGCGCGCGGGUGUUGUUCCAGGGUAAGAUCCGGAGCGUGGAAAGCACGUUGACUGCGACGGCGCAUAGUCUGGGCAAGGUCACUGUUGAGAGGCUUAGUGAGAGCGAGAUGGAAACCGAGACGGAUCGUAUUGGGGAGGGGUUGAAGGAGGUUGUUGUGCCGUUCAUGAAUGAGAACUUGGGGGUUUUGGGUAAGGGCGAGAGUGGCAUCGAAACGGUCCUCGCUACUGUACCCGACCUCAUCUUCCUCCUGGACACGUCGACCGGAGAAGCCAUCGGCGUCCAAGAGUACCGGUACGGUCUCAAGGUCGCCGUGAUGAUCAUGGCCGGACAUCCGCUCUGGGCCACGGAACGGGCGCUCGAGAUCGCGGGGCCUAAAGUCUUUGGGCUGGAACACGACUACGUCCCGACGCUGCAGUACGUCAAGCCCGUCAGUGUAAUUGAGGAGUUCCGUCACGGGUGCGGCGGGGAGAAUUGCACGAAUUGCCAGUAUAAGUGGUAA
Messenger RNA from Colletotrichum abscissum, 3000 nucleotides. Its product is annotated as hydantoinase/oxoprolinase. Bases 1 to 3000 code for a protein of 999 amino acids. Gene Ontology annotation, cellular component: cytosol. Gene Ontology annotation, biological process: glutathione metabolic process. NCBI's taxonomy places the organism in Eukaryota, Fungi, Ascomycota, Sordariomycetes, Glomerellales, Glomerellaceae. The record is from RefSeq and is a predicted model, not a curated record. Gene Ontology annotation, molecular function: 5-oxoprolinase (ATP-hydrolyzing) activity. The transcript has 3 exons.